UGAAGGUGAGUUGUGAUGAAGGAAUUGGGGGAGGAAGGAGGGGCGGUUUGCUGGUGGCUGUAAAGGGAGGGGCUGGUGAACAGCGAAGGGAAGGGUUGGUCAAAGGUAAACACCAGAUGAAUUGUUUCGUCCUGAAUCGCCAAAUGUUUGUACCUCUCAAUAGAUGCUGCCUGAGCUGCUGAGUUCCUCCAGCAUUUUGUAUGUGAUGCCCGGUCAAAGUGCAUGAAUCAGGAUCCUGCCCAACACCGUGAACCAGGCAUUGCAAUCUGAAAGCAACACUUCUGGGAGCAAGAGGGGAGGACGUAGCGGAGUGUGGAAAGAUUCCUCAGCGGUGGUCAUGGCUUUCCCUGGGCUCUUGGCAGCUUUCCGACGGGAACUGCUGGUGUUGGCAGUGCUUGCACUCUUUCGGACUGCUGCUUCUGUUCAAGACUGCAGCCAGAAUGUCGGGAACACCAGCAGCCUCCCGGAGGCGCAGUACGUCCACAGUCCGGAGGUCGAGGCAGGCGGGCUGUCGGUGCUCUACCGCAUGGUGCAUGGCUUUCUCGAUAUCGUUCAGCCCAACCCCUUCCCUACAGAUAUUGCCAAAUCACUCAUGGACAACAACGAAGCAAUCCAAAACAGCUACAUGAAGGUGGUUCAGUACGAGGUCGGCUACAUUGUGUGCACCAUCAUUGGGAUCCUGCUGUUCCUCCUCAUGCCGCUCAUUGGUCUCUGCUUCUGCUGCUGCCGCUGCUGUGGGAGGUGUGGAGGGAAGAUGUACCAGGAGCAGACCGGCUCCAUGGACGUCAGGAGGAGGCUGCUGACCGUGGCCCUGUUUGUCGUCACGUCGGUCAUACUAGCAGGAUGUGUCUGCAUGUUCGUCAGCAAUGCAAAGACAUCGGAAACCGUACAGGAGAGUGAGAAACUGCUAAGCAACACCCUGGAAAACUUAAAACUCUACAUAAUCACCAUCCCGGCUCAAGUCACAGCCAUCACAAACAGCACAUCUAUUCCAGUGAGGUUCGUCACGGCUAACCUGGACAAUAUUGGCUCGGAUCUGGGUGAACCCAUUAAGGAGAAAUUGGGCGAAGAUGCAUACCCAGCACUGAGCGCAGCAUCGAAUUUGGCUAAAGACAUCCAGAAAAUGAACGACAGACUUCUGCUGAUCAACAACACGAUGACAAAGCUGAUCCAGCAGCAGGAGGAUCUCCAGCAGAAUCUGAGCGUCAUCCAAGAGAGCAUCAACACAACCCUCCAUCAAUGUGGAGCCAAUUGUACCAGCAGCCAGGACCUGGUGACUGGGCUCACCACUGGCGCCAAAUUUUCCAUGAUUCCCAACAUAGACCAAGUGAUCAUUGCCAUGAAGAAAGUUGUGGAUUCGAACUUCCAAUCCUUUGUACAAGAGGGUUACCGAGCUUUCAAUGAUACACCAGCCAUGGUUACCAAUCAAUCUGCCAGCACCGUGUCAGAAGUGAAGAAGAGUCUGGCGGAUAUUCAAACUCGGGUGGAGAACAUCCAAGAGGAGUUUCCAAUAUUAAAAACAACAGGUUCGAUCACGUCUGAGAUCGACAACAUUAACAGCUCAAUAACAAAAUACUACCCGCAAGUUAAAGAGGCAAAUAAAUACAGGUGGAUUGUUGGGAUCGUGCUGUCCUGUAUAGUUCUCCUGAUUGUGGUCUGUAACUGCUUUGGCCUCCUGCUGGGAACAGCCUGCCUCAAAGCCAGAGUGGACCCCUGUCAGAGAAACUCUGCGUCCCAUGCUGGCGGGAACUUCCUCAUGGCGGGAGUCGGCUUCAGCUUCAUCUUCUUCUGGCUCCUGAUCCUCCUGGUCUUAAUCUUGUUCCUCGUGGGCGGCAAUGUCUACUCGUUGGUUUGCAAGCCCUGGUACGGUGGAGAAUUGUUUCAGGUAAUGGAAGAUGUGGGACUGUUGGACAAGUUCAACUUGGGAGAGACCCUCGGACUGAACACCAGCCUCAACAUCAGCACUGUGUACCGUGACUGCCAGAACAAUACCUCAGCGUGGAAAGCCUUAAACUUGGGUCUCAGCUUUAACCUGGAUGAGUACCUGAACAUAAGCAAGUACACCGGGGAUAUUUCAAACCAGUUUGAAAAACUGGAAGUCAAUUUAUCAGGCAUUACGUUACUGGAUAAAGAAGGCAAGAUGAUUGCGAGGGACAUGUUGAACACUGGUGUUAUAGGUCUGAACUUCACCAACUUCACUCAACAGUUGUCCCUUCCUUUAACUCAGAGUGGACUCCUUCUUACUGCACAGAAGCUUCGGAACCUCUCCAAGAUUGCGCCGGUUCCUGCCAAAACUGAGCUCAACCAACAGGCGGGCCAACUGGAGCAACUAGAUCGCUGGAUCAAGAGUGACAUGAUGCCAAACAUGAACACUCUGAAAGAAAAGAGUCAGUAUCUUCAAGCAACAACUUCAAGCCUUGAGGAAGUGGUGAACACCACUUUGUUGAAGAUAGAAAAUGCACAAACGCUUCUCCAGACACAAGCUCUGGACAUCAUUAAGAAUGAAUCCAAGGAUUUCCUGGACUGCCAGCUGAGUUACUUCCAUCGAUUUGUGACUUGGGCCAGGGAAAUGAUAACUCAGGAUGUCGCCCGGUGCAAACCAGCGGCCAAUGCCUUGGACUCUGUAGCAACCAUCUCGUGUUCCUACCUUCUGGACUCAUUGAAUGCCUUUUGGUUUUGCAUGGGCUGGUGCACCAUCUUCCUGAUUCCAAGCAUCAUAUUCGCAGUGAAGCUGGCAAAAUUCUUCCGGCGCAUGGCGACCGAGGAUGUGUAUGAGAACGGCGACUUACAGUUCGAGAUGAGAAGACUUAAUAAGUGAAGCCCCGGACUAGGAUCGUCCCAACGGCGCUGACCUGCUCCGGUUUGGUGUGGACAAAGGACAGUGAGCUUUUCCUGCGUCUCCUCAUUUCUGUGACAUUGCCAGCAAGCACUAGAAGUGAAAUUAUAGAGUACAUCUUGAACAAUGUGUUUAACAAAAAUCUCAAACCCUCAGAUCAAUUUCCUGGGACCUCUGUGCCUUAGCCUCAGCCCAUCAAGUUCUCUCCCAGCCACAAAAAUGGAACCAGCCCUUCUUCUUCAUGUUUCUGACCACAGCGUACUUCUUUAUCACAUGCUUUGCAAGGCAACCUCCUUCUCUCCUAGUGAGUCCUUCUGAGGAAUCUCCCACUCCCUGCUGUGCCCAGCUGUAACAUUCGUCCUUGCCUUCUGCUGGUGUCCUUCACUCUCCCUUUCCAAUGGUCUCUCUUCUCCAUGUGAUCUACAUUGCUUCCUCAAGUAACAUCUAUCAAAGACUCCUUUCCAUGUGACAUCACAGCGUUCUCUCUCACCACCCCCUUCACCAUCCUGAGAGUUUGCAGAAUCUGCUAGUCACUUAGUGGGGAGACACAGUGCCUACAAGAAGACCUUUGGGAAGUCUUCAGUGUGGACUUCAUUUCCCAGAUCUUACUGACCUUGGCAUCCUUUUGAGGCCAAAAGGAGCUUCAUGUCUUUUGUUUUGCCAAUCACAGGACUUCGUUAGUCUUCUGUGCUCUACCAUCUCGCUGCUAAUCAACGUCCCCUCCCAAUACCACCCUGCAGAACCAUGAGCCUCUCCACCUUUGGCCCCGCCCUCUGCGCUCAACACCCCAGCUCCCAACUGCUUCAGCAUAGGAACUCCGGCUGUCAUUUCCCAGAGGACCUCCAGGCCCUCUGUCCUAUGACCUCCUCCAGUCCUCUUGUGCUCUAACGGUCCUCUAAUUCUGAGGCCACACUACAAGAAGUGUGCAGAAGAUGUACUUGGAUGAGAGAGAGAAUUAGCUGUAAGGAGCGUUGGACAAACUUGGAGCGUUGAAUGUUGAUAAAAUUAUGAGAGGGGUGAUGAUCAGAAUCAUUGUCCCAAGGUGGAAGUGUCAAAUAACAGAGAGCACAACUAUAAGAUGAGAGGGGACGGUUUGUAGGUGAUUUGGGUGGCGAUUUUUUUAAUGUAGUGUGUGUUAGGUGCCUGGUAUUGCUGCAGGGGAGGUGAUCAACAUUUAAGAGGCAGAUGAACAGGCAGGGAAUGAGGAGAUGGAGACCGUGUGCAGGCAGACUGGAUCUGUUAGAUGAGCAUUAUCUUCAGCCCUGACAUUCUGAGUUGAAUGGCCUGAUACCAUACUCUGUUGCCCUGAUUUUAAUCCCUUCAUCAGCCCCUAUUCUAACUUCUUCAGCACUUCAGGUCUAGUCUCCAACUGUCUGGGCUUGGCAUCUCUGCAUUUGCUCUCUGAACCUCUCUGCCUCACCCUUCUUCAGAUGCUCCAAUGUCAUUAAACCCACCUCUGUGAGUGCACUGUCACCUUCCUUUGAGGUCAGAUAACUAUCCUGUGUGGCACCUUCACCUGUUAAGCCACGCAGUGUUUGCUGUUUAAAAUGGUAUUGUAAAUUAAAUUGUAAAUAAACAAUUGAUUAUGCUGUG
This is a messenger RNA of Hypanus sabinus (Atlantic stingray), 4429 nucleotides long. Its product is annotated as prominin-1-A-like. NCBI's taxonomy places the organism in Eukaryota, Metazoa, Chordata, Chondrichthyes, Myliobatiformes, Dasyatidae. Gene Ontology annotation, cellular component: cell surface; cilium; microvillus. The record is from RefSeq and is a predicted model, not a curated record. The coding region runs from base 338 to 2818 and encodes 826 amino acids. The transcript is spliced from 25 exons. Gene Ontology annotation, molecular function: cholesterol binding.